CAAAUCCCAAAUUUUUCUGUUCAAAUCUGGGUUUUUUUGUGUGUUUUCAAGCCUAUCUUCGAUUUCUCCAAACUGUAACCCUAAUUUAUAUACAUAGAGAAGAAAGAGAUGCUGGAGUCAGGUUUACCUUCGAAGACGUUUUGGGGUGUUCGAUUCGCUCUCGUUGGAUUCAAUCCCAUCGAUGGAAACACGUUACGGUCCAAGCUUCUGAGUGGUGAUGGUGUUGAUGUUGGCCAAUACAGUCAAUCCUGCACUCACCUCAUUGUAGAUAAGCUGGUUUAUGAUGAUCCGGUUUGUGUUGCUGCUCGAAGCAGUGGGAAAGUGGUUGUCACUAGAUCAUGGGUUGAUCACAGCUUCGACAUCGGAAUGCUUAUAGAUGCGAACUCGGUUUUAUACAGGCCUCUUAAAGAUUUGAAUGGGAUUCCAGGGUCCAAAAGCUUAGUUGUGUGUUUAACUGGGUACCAACGUCAAGAUAGAGAGGACAUUAUGACAAUGGUUGAUUUGAUGGGUGGGCAGUUCUCGAAGCCGUUGGUUGCAAACCGAGUAACCCAUCUUAUAUGCUACAAGUUUGAGGGAGAAAAGUAUGAGCUAGCCAAGCGGAUGAAGAGGAUUAAACUAGUGAACCACCGGUGGUUAGAGCACUGCUUAAAGAAUUGGAAGCUCCUUCCUGAGGCUGAUUACGAGAUAAGUGGCUAUGAGUUGGAGAUGAUGGAGGCAUCAGCUCGAGAUUCUGAGGACGAAGCGGAAGAUGCCUCUGUGAAGCGUGCAAACAACAGCCCUCUUGGUCUUAGGGUCGGUGCUGCGGCUGCAGUUGGAAUGUCCAAGUCAGAAGGAAAAGAUAUCCCGGUUGUUCAAACUAAUUCAGGUGUACAGGACGGUUCAUCAUUCUGUAAUACGUCCAAAGACAAUUGGUUAACACCGAAAAAGAUGGACAGACCUCUUGAAGCUAUGGCCAAUACUGACGCCGUUGCUGCUCAGCAGAAUAAUUAUCAGAGAUCUAGUACAUUUCAGGAAGCUUUUAACUAUGCGUCCCCCGUUCUAGUCAAAAAGGCUUCUGAGCAAGAGAUGGGCAGAAUGGCGACCGAUGACUCAGCAUCUAUUAACAUGAGUAUCAGAAGGCAUUCUUCUCUAGCCACUUAUUCGAGGAAAACACUUCAGAGAUCGCCAGAAACAGGUACUUUAGGAAACGAGUCAAGUGGCCCAAACGGUACCCUUAGAAUGGAUGACAGGGGCCUAAAAGCUUCGACUGCCUUUAAUAUCUCUGCAUCGAAAUCAACUUCUUCCGUGGAAAGAACAACACUCUUUGAGGAUCUUGACAAGAUUGAUAAGUUCCAUGGCAAGGAGUCCCCUCCGUCGUUACCUCAGGCGAAAUUUACAGAUGGAUCUGUCAGUAGCAAAGGUUCACAAAAGGUACACAACAACAGCGAGGCAAGUAUUCCACCACUGGCUAGUUUGUUGCUGCAGGAAUUCAGAACAGGUUCGCCUAAAGAAAGCCUUAGGCCUGUGCCGAGCAUUAAUGAUCCAACUGAAAGUGGGGAAGUUGGCCGUAAAUCUCCUGCAAGUGUUUUAAAUACUGAACUGUUGAGAUCAAAUGUAGUACCCGUGGAAGGUGCUAUUUCAACUGCGGAGAAUAUCAUUUCGAAAUGUGCACAGGAUGAAAUACCGGAGAGAUCAUCGACUGAGCCAAUGGUGGGGAAUAAAAUAUUACAGGAACUAAGAUCAGGCUCACCUGAACAAAACCUUAGGGUUGUGCCAAACAUCAGUGACCACAUUGAAGCCAGGGAAGUUACACGUAAGUUGGAUGUGAGUGAUUCAGCAACUAGGUUAUUCAAUUCAAGUGUUGUUCCCAUGGAAGCUGAUAUUAGGACUCCAGAAAUAACUACUUUGAAGGGUAUUUUGGAUGAAGUACCUGAAAGAUCUGUAACUGAGGCUGUGAUGAGAAGAUCUAGUAACUCUCCUGGGUCGGGUUUAAUUGGAAUGAAAGACCAGCUAGAAACUGAGCUGCCCAAGAAGACAACAAUUCCAAGAAAGAGCCUUGGCACCAGAGGCAGGAAAAAGAACCCCAUUACCCAAAAGGGAUCAAUAUACUUGAGCGAACCUACUCCAAAGGACAAGCGCACUGAUUCUCUGCAGAAAGGAAACGUUUCAGCGCCAAUAACAGAUAAUGGCAAUCCGAAGGAGAUAUCAAGUCCUAUUCUAAAUACUGAGGCUGUACCAGAACUGGCAAAACAAAUUGACUCAGAGACUGAAGCCCUUAAUGGAAUGGAAUCUGAAGAUAAUAAAUCUUAUGUCCCAGAAGAGAAAGACCAUCUUGGGAGCCAAGAUAAGCUGCAGGCUAAGACCCCGGAGGAAGCUGAUGCAGAGGUGGAAAUUGCAAUGCUAGAACCGGAGCUUAAUGAUGUCCCAACUAAAGAUCCAAGUGAUGGUGCAUUACAAUUAGAGGUUGAUAAGAAUAAAAGUAAACGCACGAGGGAGGCUACUGUAGGUAAAAAUAGCCUUCAAAGUGGGAAGAAAGAAAAUUCUUCUACAGCCGAAAUAGGAAAAUCCACUGUCAAGAAGACGAAAAAAUCUAGAAAAGAACAUGAUGCCAAAGCAAACGAUACUGUGAUGAAAGAUAUAAGGGAUAACUCUGCGAACGCGAUGGAGAACUUUGCUUUGGAAAAGAAAUCUGGGAAGGUUAGUUCUGGUGGAGACCAAAGCUCAGUUGCGGGAGAAACAUUAGCAAGAAAGGAGGCAGAAACGAAGGAUCCAAGCGAUGCUGUAGUGAAGUUAGGGGUUGAUAAGACUAAAGGGAAACGCAGAAAGGAGGCCACUGUAGAAAAAACUAGGCUUCCAAGUGGGAAGAAAAGAAGUUCUCCUACAGUCGAAUUUGGAAAACCUAGUGUCAAAAAGGCUAAAAAUUCUAAGAAAGACGAUGACGCCAAAGCAAACCAUACGGUGGUAAAAGAUAUAGGAAUUAACUCUGCAGAAAUGAUGGAGAAUUUAGCAGUGGAUAAGAAGUCUGAGGAUGACAGUUCUGAUGGAGCCCAAAGCCCUGUUGCGGGGGAACCAGUAGCAAGAAGUGGAAAGAAAGGAAGUUCUUGUACAGUUGAAGUAGGAAAAUCCAGUGUCAAGAAACCUAAAAAAUCAAAAAAAGAACGUGGCGCCAAAGCAACCGACACUGUGAUGAAAGAUAUAGGGGAUAACUCUGCAGAAGAGAAGGAGAACAUUGCAGUGGAUGAUAAAUCUGGUACAGAGAAAAGCCCGGUUUCAGGAAAACCAUUAGCAAGAAAGGAAGUUGCAAAGUCAGCCAAGAGGGUUACAAAGGCGGAUAAAGAGUCUAAGCAGCUCAGUGUUAAGCCCUUGGCUCGUAGAAAAGUCUUACAGGACCAAGAACAGCAGCCCAGGUUUUUUAUUGUCAGUGGUCCUAGGUCCCAGAGAAAGGAAUACCAGCAGAUCAUCAGGGGUUUAAGAGGCAAAUGUUGCAGGGAUUCUCAUCAGUGGUCUUAUCAAGCAACACAUUUCAUUGCUUCUGAAAUCCGUAGGACCGAAAAGUUUUUCGCUGCUGCUGCAUCUGGAAGUUGGAUUUUAAAGACUGAUUAUGUGGCUGAUUCAAAAGAAGCUGGGAAACUGUUACCAGAGGAGCCUUAUGAAUGGCACAGUACUGGUCUUAGUGCAGAUGGUGCAAUAAGCCUUGAGUCCCCAAGAAAAUGGCGGCUCAUCAGGGAGCAAACAGGACAUGGUGCUCUAUACGGAAUGCGCAUUGUUGUAUACGGUGACUGCACCAUCCCUUCUUUGGAUACGUUAAAGCGAGCUGUGAAAGCUGGGGAUGGUACGAUACUAGCAACCGCACCGCCUUACAAGCGUUUCUUGAAUGAAAAUACUGAUUUCGCACUAAUAAGCCCCGGGAUGCCGCGUGAUGACUUGUGGAUCCAGGAGUUUAUACGCCACGAGAUCCCUUGUGUCCUCUCGGAUUACAUUGUGGAGUACGUUUGCAAACCUGGAUACGCACUUGACAAGCACGUUCUCUACAACACAAACUCAUGGGCAGAAAGGUCAUUGAAUAAGCUGCUUCUUAGUGCUGAAGAGAAAGUCGUGGCCUAGGAAUAAGCUGCUUCUUAGUGAUGAAGUUAGUGCUUAACGUAAUUUAGAAUUAGCAUUCCAUCUCAUUACAACAUAAACCUUGGGUUAUCCCUUUACUAAAAGUUAAUAUUGUAGGUAUGUAGUGUUGCUUAGGCUGGGAAGUAUGAAAACCUUUGGAACACAAGGAGUAUGUUUUUUUCUUUUCUUUCAUAUUUAUUUAGAGAAAAUAAUC
Eutrema salsugineum is the source of this 4294-nucleotide messenger RNA. Its product is annotated as BRCT domain-containing protein At4g02110. The record is from RefSeq and is a predicted model, not a curated record. NCBI's taxonomy places the organism in Eukaryota, Viridiplantae, Streptophyta, Magnoliopsida, Brassicales, Brassicaceae. The transcript is spliced from 10 exons. Bases 109 to 4083 code for a protein of 1324 amino acids.